This is a messenger RNA of Paraphaeosphaeria sporulosa, 1484 nucleotides long. RefSeq lists its product as uncharacterized. The record is from RefSeq and is a predicted model, not a curated record. Lineage: Eukaryota; Fungi; Ascomycota; Dothideomycetes; Pleosporales; Didymosphaeriaceae. The coding region runs from base 311 to 1378 and encodes 355 amino acids. The transcript has a single exon.
CCAACAUCCACCAUGAGUUUUCAUACUGCACCCAGCCCUCCUAGGCUGGCAUCUGCUUCUUGCGAUCACCCAGAGCAUGCCUCGCUUCUUUUCUAUAGCCCCAACGGAGGGGUCCGUAUCAUCUAAACACUUAUCUCACUGUGUCGGCGAGAAGCAGCAACGGUCACUCACUCGAAGACGUAGCUUCGCGCCGAACUAUCUCCACACCCAAAUCGUUUCAAUUUCAACUGCCAACAAAGACUCGAAAGAUUAAAGCAGAACAGGAGGUGCCAAUCUACUCACUUUCAAGUUUCGAUCUCCCGCCGCCAGCAUGCUGUUCGAGUAUCUGGCAACCGAACUGGUCACACAGAUUUUCCUCUCUUGCUCUACCGUAACCGAGGUUCUCGCCCUUUCAUCAACCUGCCACCGUUUCCGUAACAUAUACACCUCAUCCCAGAAAUUAUACAUCCUCGAGACCGCCGCUGAAGCUCAGUUUGGGCCGUUGGAGGACCUUACUCAGCUCUUGACCCACAACGCGAGCCAGCCAGCUCACAUCAUACGAACCGUGCCAUUCUCGAUCGCUCUGCUUCAGCAAAUCGUACACGCUGGUCGCGUCGCCGAGAAGUGGUGCGAUCUAUACCCGUUCAAGAAGUGGAAGAACAAUUUCGAGCUUCGGCGGCUCCUCACGAGCGAGGAACAAUAUCGGUUGCGUCGCGCUGUGUAUCGUCUCUGGCUUUACUCGCGCGCAUUUCAUAAUCGCGAGCACCCGCGCGAAUAUCGCUCGACGAGGCUUGUUGUUCAGAAGCGUGCUCAAUUGCUGCACAACUGGUCCACACUGGAGCUGGCCGAGAUCGCAGAUGUGCACAACGUGGUCAGAGAGGUGGUUCACAGCAAUAUUUGCCCCUCAAACGGUACCAUCGCUCGCAAGUUCAAGAAGCGAUACCCCGACAACGACCAUCACUUGCUCUUCAACAUCCAUCUCAAUUACCCGCCACCAUCGCAUGCGCCGCCCGCGUACAACCCCUUUGCAUCACAAUAUUCGAACACUCUCUCGUCCCACUUCAACAGCACUUCUACGUACAACUCGCGCCACGCUGCGUCAAAGUACAGCCUCCACCCAAGCCAUGAGGUUGGCGCGGAGGGAUGGGGCGACGACAUCCCGCACUAUUACGUCGUGGAGGACAUGUUGAAGCUGGACCCGGAGCAGAUAAUGUGGCUGAAGGAGAACGCGCCGCUGAAGGGCAUGGUGGAGGGCUAUGUUCGGGAAUUGGGGAGUUGGUUCGAGAACAAUGGGGAGACUUGGGUGCAAACGCUGGAGUGGGUGUUGGAGGAGCGUUGCGAGGAUGUGAGCAACUUCAUCAUUGCCGUUUCGGAUGGAGAGGUUGGUGUUGCUGUUUGAUCGGGGCACCGACUUGCAUUAGUACUAGAGCAUAGUAUAGAAUAGCUUGCGUCAACUAUACGGCUGCUGAUGCCCAGAGGACAUGUCCACAUGGCCCGAUUCGUCG